This is a messenger RNA of Eutrema salsugineum, 3419 nucleotides long. RefSeq names its product disease resistance-like protein DSC1. The record is from RefSeq and is a predicted model, not a curated record. The coding region runs from base 1388 to 3319 and encodes 643 amino acids. NCBI's taxonomy places the organism in Eukaryota, Viridiplantae, Streptophyta, Magnoliopsida, Brassicales, Brassicaceae. The transcript has 5 exons.
AGCAAGAGAAGAGUUUCGCGGUGCCGUUCGAGGUACCGGAAGUGACUUUUCCCGGAGUUACGGCGGAGGAGAUUUCGUCGUGGAGGGCUGCUCUUGCCACAGCAUCCAACAUUCUCGGCUAUGUAGUCAAAGAAAUUAGCACGUCUGAAGCAAAACUUGUGGAUGAAAUUGCUGUUGACACAUUCAAGAAGCUGAAUGAUUUGGCUCCAAGUGGGAACGAAGGUCUUGUGGGAGUCGAAUCGCGUCUACGGAUUCUAGAAAAGCUUUUAUCAUGCAAUGAGUUGGAUUCUGUUCAAAUCAUUGGCAUUGUUGGGAUGGGUGGGAUUGGUAAAACUACUCUUGCUGAUUGCUUGUAUGGACGGAUGCGAGGACAAUUCGACGGUAGCUGCUUUCUUACAAACAUCCGUGAAAAUUCAGGUAGAAGCGGAUUAGAAUCUUUGCUGCAGAAACUCCUCUCUACACUACUAAAUGAUAGAGAUCUUGAGAUUGGAGCUCCUGGAUAUGCACAUGAGAGAUUUGAGCGCCGGCUUAAGAGCAAGAGGCUGCUUAUUGUGCUUGAUGAUGUGAAUGAUGAAAAGCAAAUAAGAUAUCUUAUGGGGCAUUGCAAAUGGUAUCAAGGAGGAAGUAGAGUUAUUAUAACUACUAGAGACAGUAAACUGAUCGAGACUAUCAAAGGACGGAAAUAUGUGCUCCCAAAAUUGAAUGAUAGAGAAGCCCUGAAACUCUUUAGUCUGAAUGCAUUUAAUGGUUCUUGCCCUUCGAAAGAGUUUAAGAGUUUGACAAAUAUGGUUCUGGAUUAUGCUAAAGGCCACCCUUUGGCUCUUAAAGUGUUAGGAUCUGAUCUUUGUGAGAGGGAUAAUCUGUACUGGGAAGCUAAGCUGGAUAGACUGAAGAGUAUAUCACAUGGAGAUAUAUACGAAGUUCUGGAAACAAGCUAUGAGGAGCUUAACUUUGUGCAGAGGAAUGUUUUUCUGGAUAUUGCAUGUUUCUUCAGAUCAGAGAAGGUGGAUUACGUGAGAAGCGUUCUGAACGGUCAUGGUGUCGAUGUGUCUAGCGUGAUAGAGGAUCUAAUUGACAAGUGUUUGAUUACUCUUUCUAAUAAUCGCAUCGAGAUGCAUGACAUGUUGCAGACGAUGGGCAAGGAGAUAAGCUUAAAAGCAGAAACCAUAACAAUAAGUGACUUUAGGUGGCUAUCACAGUAUGGCAUCCAUAGCAAAUGGUAUAUCAGACUAUGGGAUAGUGCAAUUUCGUGACUUGCUGACCAAAGGCUUGGUAAUGGGAAGUAACAAGAUUAGAGGGAUUUUCCUCGACACAUUAAAACUAGGAGCAAUGCGUUUAAGUGCCAAAGCUUUCAAAGGAAUGGACAAUCUCAGAUAUCUGAAAAUUUAUGAUUCUCGUUGUUCUCGUGGAUGUGAAGCGGAGUUUAAACUGCGCUUGCGGAAGGGGCUUGAUUUCCUUCCUAAUGAGCUUACAUAUCUACACUGGCAUGGAUACCCGCUACAGAGUAUGCCUGGACUUCGACCCCAAGAACCUUGUAGACCUUAAAUUGCCACAUAGUGUAUUAGAAGAAAUUUGGGACGAUGACAAGGAUGCUGGAAUGCUCAAAUGGGUCGACCUCAGUCACUGCUUGAAUUUACGCCUGUGUGCAGGUUUGGCUAAUGCUCAAAAUCUUGAGAGAUUGAAUCUAGAAGGAUGUACAAGUUUGAAGAAGCUGCCAUCAUCAAUGAAUUGUUUGGAGAAGCUUGUUUACCUCAAUCUCAGGGACUGCACAAGCCUUAGGAGUCUUCCAAAAGGAUUAAAAUAUGAAUCCUUGCAAACUUUUAUUCUCAGUGGCUGCUCUAGCUUAAAGAAAUUCUCACUGAUCUCCGAAAAUGUUGAAGUUCUACUUUUAGAUGGCACUGCCUUAAAGAGUCUUCCCGAGCCCAUUGAAACCUUGAGAAAACUUGCUUUGCUGAAUCUGAAGAACUGCAAAAAGCUGAAGCAUGUUUCUUCUGAUCUUUAUAAGCUGAAAUGUCUACAAGAGCUGAUACUCUCAGGCUGCUCACAGUUAGAGGUUUUUCCGGAAAUCAAAGAAGACAUAGAAUCUUUGGAGAUUUUACUUCUGGAUAAUACAGCCAUCACUGAGAUGCCAAAUAUGAUGCAUUUGAACAAUAUCAAGACAUUUUCGUUAUGUGGAACUAAGAGUGAAGUUUCUUUUAGCACGUCCUUCUUGCCACCUCCAUUGAGCUGCUCUCAGUUAACAGAUCUUUACCUCUCAAGGUGCAGUCUCUACAAACUCCCAGAUAAUAUUGGCGGUUUUUCCUCAUUGCAGUCUUUGUGCGUAAGCGGAAACGACAUCGAGAAUCUACCAGAGAGCUUCAACAAACUUCACAAUCUGAAAUGGUUUGAUCUAAAGUAUUGCAAAAUGCUAAAGUCUUUACCAGCCCUUCCACAAAACCUGCAAUAUCUUGAUGCACACGAGUGCGAAUCACUUGAAACUUUGGCAUAUCCAUUAACGCCUCUCACAGUAGGAGAACGCAUCCAUUCUAUGUUCAUCUUUAGCAAUUGUUACAAACUGAACCAAGAUGCACAAGAGAGUCUCGUGGGUCAUGCUCGAAACAAAAGUCAGUUGAUGGCUAAUGCAUCUGUUAAACGUUACUAUCGGGGAUUCAUCCCAGAGCCUCUGGUUGGAAUCUGUUACCCGGCGAAUGAAAUACCGAGUUGGUUCUGCCACCAAAGACUAGGACAUUCACUAGAAAUCCCAUUGCCUCCGCAUUGGUGUGACACUGGCUUUGUUGGACUUGCCUUAUCUGUAGUUGUCUCGUUUAAAGACUACAACGACUGCGCAAAACGUUUCUCGGUAAAGUGUUUGGGAAAAUUCGAGAACCAAGACGGUUCCUUCACAAGAUUUGAUUUUACUCUCGCAGGCUGGAACGAACCGUGUGGAUCACUUUGCAAUGAACCUAGAAAGCUUACUUCUGACCAUGUUUUCAUGGGAUACAACAGUUGCUUCCACGUGAAGAAACUCCAUGGAGAGAGUAAUAAUUGCUGUUACGCGAAAGCUUCGUUCGAGUUCUAUGCGACGGAUGGUGAAACGAGGGAGAAUCUAGAGAUUUGUGAAGUGAUUAAAUGUGGGAUGAGUUUAGUGUAUGUUCCUGAUGAUGAUGAUUGUAUGUUGUUGAAGAAGACAAAUCUAGUUCAGUUGGGUUUGAAGACCGAACCAAUCUGUUCAUACGGUCUUGAUGAUGUCACUGAUGAUGUUAGACCGAAGAGGGUGCGAUGUGGUGGUGAUAAAGAACCAGAUUGUAAGAGAACCAAGGAGGAGAAGAUAUUAGUGUGAUCAAAUUUAUAUUUAUGUAUUUAAAUGUUAGUAAUUAUCGGUAAUAAUGUUAUUCAAUUCAUCAAUUUUUCUUAUAAAAACUAGAAAAUCUUGACCGUUA